CAAGCCCUUGACCACAUCUGCCUUCUUCGCACUAUUUGUACGGCCAUUCAUGUCUUCCAGACCAGAGCUUCGCCUGCCAUCGCCCUCCGCUAUUUUCGAUGAGGAUAGUGGUGAUGGCCUCUCAUUCGCCGCUCCUAGCACAUCCACCAUUGUCACCUCUCAUUCUGCAUCAUCACGGCGAUCUUCGACGAUAAGAAAUCAUCUUAAUGACUCUGAUAUUAUAAGACAAUCAUCCACGGCUCCUAAUUACCGAGCAGCAUCUUCUAUAGCUGGUAGUUCCACCCGCAUAAUCACGCCUAGCGUCUUGGAAUCGCCAUCAAUAUCGAUUGGGAUCGAAAGGGGAAACGCUCCAUCCUAUAAAAGGAAAGAGGUUAAUUCCAAACAUUCUCAGUACGAUGUAGCCGAAAAAACGGCUAGACAGGAUGUGAAAAUGCGCAAGUCAGUCAAGAAGGAAAACACAGACCUCAAAAGCGCAGACCACAAGCCCGUCGCCCACGUUGACCAGAUGGGCUCGUCACAGGUUGCCUCAUCUUCUUCCCGAAAAAGAGGGCAGCCCCAUGAUACAGACAACACCAUCAAGGCCAUUGAAGCGGGUCGAAUCAAGCGGAAACAUGGAAUGAAGACCCAGUCAGAUGGCGAGGCGAGAUUUGAGGCGUACCAAGCUCAACUGCGACAACAGUCAGACGCUAUCGUCACGCAACAAAUGCAAAUGGAUACGAAAGGACGCCAACGGCAGCAAUACCAGAAAAAGAGUCCUCAUUCACUGUCUACCCUUGAUAAAUCUACGGUCAUUCCUUCACAGCCUGCUACAUCAGUGCAUAAACGAGCCAAAAAGGCGAAGGUUGACCCGAUGUAUAAACGGCCGGCAAGAGGGCGUAGCCAUUGUCCGAAAACAAUUAUGGACAGAUGCGAUCGUGCGAUGUCUCAACGCAUGUUUAUGAUUGAACGUGUGCCUUACGCCAAUGCGCCUAAUCAAGUGGAUUUCUUCAAAGUUCUCGGCUCCACGGGCAACGUAUAUACCGUGACCAUCGGCAACUUUCCCAAUUGUGAUUGUCCAGAUUGCAUCAAAGGUAACUCUCCUUGCAAGCAUAUCAUUUUUGUCUUCCUCAAAGUACUCAAAGUGCCCGAAGAUUCUAGUAUCUGGUAUCAAAAGGGCCUGACAGCUGCCGAGGUUCAGUGGGUUUUUCGACAUGCCCCUCCUGCACCUACUGGUUCAGUUGCCGUUCCUCCUAGUGUGCGAGAUGCUUAUCUACGUGCGACUGGAAAUUUACCUGAGCAAGUUACUUCAACAUCCGGUGACAAUGAACACUUUGAUGGGAAAAGAAUCAAAGCGAUUGGGGAAGAUUGCCCGGUAUGCUACGAGGAAAUGACUCAACAGGAUGAUGUCAACGAAAAACUGGUUUAUGACGAUUCCCUUAGUGGAUGUGGCCGUCCCUUACACGCUGAAUGUUUCAGGAUGUGGGCGGUAACCGCUAAAAAAUCUGGAAAAGAUGUUACGUGUGUUUGGUGUCGAAAUGAAUGGCCUACUGGCACUACUGGCGGAAAAGGCAAAAGCAAGAUGAAUGAACCAUCGUACGAUUCAAUGGGAUACCUCAAUAUGGCCAGCAUUGCGGGUAUGAGGAGAUCGCGAGAUACUAGCACCUAUCAUCGUGGUUGGCGGUUUCGAAAUGACGAUAGCGACGACGAUUGUUUUUGAAGGGAUCAUCAUGUGUGUGCAUGUAGGAUCAUCAUAGUUUUACGCUCCAACAAGGAAAAGCACAUCAUUGUCAAUCGCGUGCCAUUCGCCAAUGUGUCGUGACGUCUACUGCUCCUCAAAUGCAGACAGAAACUGUAGCCAUUUAUUCGAUGCCGACUGCAAUAGCCCUCGCUCGUUGAUUGCUAGAGUCAACCCCAAGAUCUGACGUUUAUCCUUGAUGGGGUCCAAAGACUGCGAUGCGAAUGAGCU
Messenger RNA from Cryptococcus deneoformans JEC21, 1945 nucleotides. Its product is annotated as expressed protein. NCBI's taxonomy places the organism in Eukaryota, Fungi, Basidiomycota, Tremellomycetes, Tremellales, Cryptococcaceae. Gene Ontology annotation, molecular function: ubiquitin protein ligase activity; zinc ion binding. The coding region runs from base 50 to 1696 and encodes 548 amino acids. The transcript is spliced from 12 exons. The record is from RefSeq and is a predicted model, not a curated record.